Molecule: messenger RNA, 2215 nt
Organism: Drosophila erecta
Lineage: Eukaryota; Metazoa; Arthropoda; Insecta; Diptera; Drosophilidae
Product: gamma-aminobutyric acid receptor alpha-like
Exons: 5
Coding region: 1-2082 (693 amino acids)
Biological process (GO): signal transduction; nervous system process; monoatomic ion transmembrane transport
Cellular component (GO): membrane; synapse; neuron projection
Molecular function (GO): extracellular ligand-gated monoatomic ion channel activity; neurotransmitter receptor activity; transmembrane signaling receptor activity
Source: RefSeq, a predicted model, not a curated record
AUGUGCACAAUGCCAGCAACAACAGAUGCAUCCGGCUCCGCCGAUGCAUCAACUGACCUCAUCGCAGCAAGGAGCCUCUCCUGCCACCAAGGACACCGCUCCAGCUUGCGCAUAUUUAAACUUUUGAUUAGCUGCUGCCUCUUAGUGCUGUGCACUUACCCAAAUGCCUGGCCGUGGUCCAUCGGCCCCGGAUCAGGACCCUUCUCCGUCUCGGCCGACAGCAUCAAGGGCCGCGGCGAUGCCCACCGCCUGGGUGAGAUGGGCUCCCAGUCCCACACCUCCUUGUCCUCAUCCCUGCCGUCCUCCUGGCUCACCCAGAGCAAUAACCAUGCAAAUAUAUCCGAGUUACUGGACAAUCUGCUGCGCGGCUACGACAAUAGCAUACGUCCGGAUUUCGGUGGACCUCCAGCCACUAUAGAAGUGGACAUAAUGGUUCGCAGCAUGGGACCAAUAUCAGAGGUUGACAUGACGUACUCGAUGGACUGUUAUUUCCGCCAAUCCUGGGUGGAUAAACGUCUCGCAUUCGAGGGCGCCCAGGACACGCUGGCACUGAGCGUCUCGAUGUUGGCGCGGAUUUGGAAGCCGGAUACGUACUUUUACAACGGCAAGCAGAGCUAUUUGCACACGAUUACCACGCCAAAUAAGUUUGUGAGGAUCUAUCAGAACGGACGCGUGCUGUACUCCAGCCGGCUGACAAUUAAAGCCGGCUGCCCGAUGAAUCUGGCCGAUUUUCCAAUGGACAUACAAAAGUGUCCUCUGAAAUUCGGUUCAUUUGGCUACACAACGUCCGAUGUCAUCUACCGCUGGAACAAGGAGAGACCACCCGUCGCCAUUGCCGAGGACAUGAAGCUGUCCCAAUUCGAUUUGGUCGACUGUCCGGCUGGAAAUUUAACAGACAUUGUUUACAAGGCGGCUGCUCCAAGACCGCAACGUCGGCCAUUCAACAACAAGGAUCCACCGCGACCCACCAGCAAGGUAAUGACCACUUUUGCCGGUCCGGCCGCAAAGAAUCAGCAUGUCCGCGGCACGGGACUCAAACUGGACAAAGGAGCCUUCGGUACCGGAAGGGAUGCAACUGGUGGCUCGGGGUCGUCCACCGGUCUAAGUGGCACUAUUACCCUGGAAACUAAUCACCCGUCGGAGUACUCGAUGUUGAUGGUGAACUUCCACCUGCAGCGGCAUAUGGGCAACUUCCUGAUCCAGGUGUACGGUCCCUGCUGCCUGUUGGUGGUCCUCAGCUGGGUGUCCUUCUGGCUGAACCGCGAGGCCACUGCUGAUCGGGUUUCCCUCGGCAUUACUACCGUGCUGACGAUGACCUUCCUCGGACUGGAGGCUCGCACGGAUCUGCCCAAGGUGUCCUAUCCCACGGCCCUGGACUUUUUCGUGUUCCUCUCGUUUGGCUUCAUCUUCGCUACAAUCCUGCAGUUUGCCGUGGUGCACUACUACACCAAGUACGGAUCGGGGGAGUGCUAUUUCAUAAUCGAGGAGUUGGACUCGGAUUCCGCGGAAUCGGAGACGGAACCACUUACUUCGGAGUUUCGUGGUAGCACAGAGUCCAAGAUCUACGAGGUCAUUCCACUGUCCAUGUGCGCGAUUAGCAUGCCACCGCCUCCCACUCGACUGGGUAUGCUUACCUCCAGGAAUCGGAGGCCCAGGAAUAGGCGACAUGGCCUGUGGAGCAUGAAGCUUCUGGGUCUCUUCGACUGGCGGCGGAGAAGAAAGCCGCCCCGUGCCGACUCCGACGAGGAUGAGGAUGACGAGCAGACGCAGCUGAGGGCCAACGAGGCGCCGACCACGUCUGCGGCAGCUGCGGCAGCUGCGGCGGCACAAGCUGCUGCACAGGCUCCUCGGAUUAGUCCUCCAACUGGAGGUCGCCGCAGGAUGUCCUACUACCGACGCGAGGAGAUGGAGGCCCGAAGGAAGGGCAAACGAACGCCACAGUACAACUCCGUGUCCAAGAUCGAUCGCGCCUCGCGGAUCGUCUUCCCACUGCUAUUCAUCCUUAUCAACGUGUUCUACUGGUACGGCUAUUUGUCGAGGAGCUCAAGGAUUUUGGCCAACACGCCGGAUGCGAGCACCUGAUGUUACCUUUUAGCAAUUUAGACAGGGUCCUCGAAGAAAUCAUUAAGCGAUCGCCGGCAGCAAACUUACAACUAAAGCUGAUGGAAAACGAUGCACUUAAGGAAAUCCUUGCAGAUGCAUCGUUUAAAAUCAG